ACUCUGAUGGUGAUAACGAUACGCCUUGCAAGAUUUCAAAACAUGAUCCAGAUUUCUACUUGAUUGUACUUGUAGGGUAUUUGUUGUAGAAAUUUUUUAGGAUUACUAUUGCUAAGAAAUUUCUUAGCAUACACAAAUCUACGACAAUGGAGCUCCAAGCUACACAAAUUUCUCUCUGUUUCCUUCUUGUCAUCUCGACUCUCUUGUUCUCAUCAGCUUCAAACUCCGAUGAAUUCGUUCAGUGCCUAACCAAACUUUCCAAAGAGUCUGCACCCACAGUCUCAAAGCUCAUUUUCACCCCAAAAAACUCCUCAUACACCGCAGCCUUACUAUACUCCAUCAACAAUCUCCGUUUCACCAGGCCAACUACUCCAAAGCCUCGAGUCAUCAUCACCCCCACCACCGAAUCUCAAGUCCAAUCCGUCAUCUACUGCGCCAAAAAGACUCAUCUCGAAAUCAGGAUCCGAAGCGGCGGCCACAGCUUGGAAGGCCUUUCUUACGUUGCGUAUGUCCCGUUUGUCGUACUGGAUUUACGUAAUUUCAACAAGGUCACCCCUCACGUCCCUAGCGCAACCGCUUGGGUUGGCGGAGGCGUCACCAACGGCGAACUCUAUUACAGAAUCUCUCAGGCCACGUCGGAUUACGGCUUUCCAUCUGGCCUGUGGGCAAACAUUGGAGUCGGGGGACUAAUCAGUGGAGGAGGAUACGGAAUGAUGAGGCGAAAAUACGGACUCGCGGCUGAUCAAGUUAUUGAUGCGAAAUUAAUCGACGUGCAUGGGAGAAUUCUUGACAGGCAAGCAAUGGGAGAAGAUUUGUUCUGGGCGAUUCGAGGAGGCGGCGGGGGAAGUUUCGGUGUUGUCCUCGCCUGGAAAGUAAAUCUUGUUCGAGUUCCGAAGACUGUAACUGUUUUCAGAGUAUACAGAAGCCUGGCGCAAAACAUGACGAAUAUUUUCUAUAAAUGGCAAUCGGUGGCGCCUCGGUUUCCUAAAGAGCUCGAUAUCAGAUGUAAUGGACAAAUAUUUUUGAGCGAGAAUAGUACGAGGCCUGACAAGAAGAUAAUGGUGAUGAAUUUCGAAUCCUUGUAUCUCGGCCGAGUUGAUAGUCUUCUCAAGGUGAUGCUAAAGCAAUUCCCUGAGCUGGGAUUGGUUAGAGAAGAUUGUUUCGAAGUGAGUUGGAUUCAAGCUAUGGUAUUUUUCACGAACUUGCCACUUGAGACACCACCAGAGGUGUUGCUUGAUAAAACGACCUUGCCCCGAUUUGAUUUUAAAGGCCGGUCCGAUUUCACUACAAAGCCGAUUCCCGUAAAAGGGCUUGAAGGGAUAUGGGAUUUCAUGUUUCAACUCCCGAACGGAACUGCGAUGUUGCAAUUUACCCCGUUCGGGGGAAGAAUGAGCGAGAUAGCGGAAACAGCAUUGCCGUUUCCAUAUCGAGCUGGGUACUUGUACAUGAUAAAUUUAUAUGCAUUGACGGAUGUGGACGAAGCGAAUCGGUUGCAAUGGGUGAGAAACAUUGAUGCGUAUUUGGCUCCCUAUGUGACAAGUAACCCGAGAAGUGCUUACGUGAAUUAUGCGAAUCUUUGGAUGGGAACUAACAAUCCCAGAGGCAGAACGAGCUAUGCCCAAGCAAGUAAAUGGGGGAAACGUUAUUUCAAGAAUAAUUUUGAUAGGUUGGUUUGGAUUAAGUCUAAGGUUGAUCCCGAUAACUUCUUUCGUCAUGAGCAAAGUAUCCCACCAUCCACUAUACCAUAGAAUGCAUUGUGUUGCGGUACAGUACAGUGCGACGAAUAUUCAAUUCUUUUACAUUGCAUCCGCCCAUGAUUUAGUAUGAACAAAUUUCCGGUGAUUUAUAAAAUUCAAAGUAUAAGUACUGUCAUGUAGUGCCUGGUUUCGAAUUCAGCUUUCUGAAUCAAUUCAAGCUUGGAGUUUCAUCUCAGAGAAUUAUACAUUUCGUUGCACUGUGAACAUGCAAUUUAUGUGGAAACUAUAGAUUCGUAAAGUAUGUUGCAAAGCCCCAGCUUAACUGGUGGUGCAAAAACAAAAAAAAAACAUGGUGGAAAAAAUUAGCGAGUGUUCAGAUGAAUCAAGAGACUAAGAAAACAGUUUUUCUGCAUGUUUAGAACUCAGAGUUGAGCCCUCUUUUGUAAGCUUGAACUUGAGUCUGGUUGCUGACGGCCAGCACAAGCUAAAACUCG
Molecule: messenger RNA, 2191 nt
Organism: Daucus carota subsp. sativus
Lineage: Eukaryota; Viridiplantae; Streptophyta; Magnoliopsida; Apiales; Apiaceae
Product: berberine bridge enzyme-like 24
Exons: 1
Coding region: 147-1748 (533 amino acids)
Molecular function (GO): oxidoreductase activity; FAD binding
Source: RefSeq, a predicted model, not a curated record